CGAUGAAUCCAUCAUGGCUUGCUUGUCGUCUUGACGAUGUUGCAGCCUAGUAGCACGUCUAAGCAUAAUUCUAUGUGCGGUACAAAAAUCCCGCAUCCAAAGACUACGAACUUCUCCUACGAAGAGCAAGGUGAAUUCAGCACGCCACCUGCCAAGCGUGUGAAACGUGAUGCCGCCGGCGAUGGCUCGACCAAAUCGUCUCCCAGCAAGACUAGAACUCCACGGAAGGUGGUUGCCGACUCUGACGACGAGGGCUCCGUUGAUGUCGUCAAGACGGAAUCUGUGCCUACACGGACAAACCUCGAGACGGCCCUUCCACCAAUCCAGACUGAUGCUGAAGCGAUAGAAGCAUACGAGCUAUCACGAGCCGCGGAGGUAGCAGAGACAGACCCUCAGACCCGACUGGAUGAGCGUAGGUGGGUUCGAGGCAAAAGCUCGAUAUAUGUGGACGCCUUCAAUCUGGCUCUCGAUACUGUCUUGGAGGAAGAGAGCCAUCUCUUCGAUACUGCAGAGCACAGAGUGUUCACAGAAUGGCGCGAGCUGUCGUACGAAGCCCAAUAUCUAUACGUUCGACUUUUCCUGCGGAAAACUGCGAGUUGGCAUCGUAUCAGUCGCCUUGGUUAUCACAGCGACGUUGCCGACCUCAGCAAGGCAAUAGAUGAUUUGCAGAGGGAGGUCUCAUUGCCAAAUUGUUCAUCUACGACACAGUCGAAUCCGGGUGAGCUGGAGCCUCCCGAAGACACAUCUUUGGGCGAGAGUUUCGCAUUCGCAGACAGAUCCCAGGAUAGGAUUCAGACUUUAGAGGAAGCGUCGUCCCUGCUGCUCCUGGACGAGCUCAAGAAUUUGGCCAAAGAUGUCAAGGUGCAAGGGAAAAACAAGAGAGAACUUCUCUCUGCAUUCAGAAGAACGAGCGUGAAACAAGCUGGUCUCGGCUUUUCGUCCUUGAAGCGCUCAGAGACCGAAGAGUCAAAUUUGUCAAUUGACACGGAUCAAGAGAGUGAAUACAGUCGCGAAGCCACUCCAAGUAGGCUGGAGAAUCGUGAUUCUCACUUCAUCGGCAAAAUAUUGGCAGAGACAGGCCCAUGUAUACGUCUCGCGAUGCCAGCCUUGAAACUCUUUGAACGGGUUCACCUCGUGUUUUAUCGAUCUACGGAAUGGACCGAAAAGUCUCUCACGACGAUCAUCCUGGCGCGUAUCGCGCGGUGGAACUUUCCUGAGUACAUAGUCUCACGAUCUGCGAACAUUUUCGCCUCUCGCUCGUACUUACUAGAGUUCGAAGCAGCGAUUCGGACCCAGUAUAGGGUAGACAAUGUUCUUGAAUUUAAUGGAACCCCAACGAAAGACACACUCAGUACUGUCUUGGAGAUUUACGACGAUGUCUAUCCCCGCUGGAAAUUACUUUUGGCAGAGGAGCAGACCAAGGAGGACAGCCUCUACAGCACCGGGGAGGGCGCCUACUUGCGCCGCCUUUCCCCAGCUUGGGUUUACACAAGGAUCGUUCACAAAGCAGCUUUUGUGAUGGGCAAAUUCAAAGAUCAUAAGCGCGAACAUGCCCUGCUCUGUGAGCUUCUUGAGCAGCGCCUCUUCCAUACUUCACGACGCGGAGACUGGUAUCAGCGAAAGGCUCUGCUUGAGGAGCACUACAUGUACCUUCAUUCAGCAUCUCCAGCAAGUUGUUCGAACGAAGAUGCUCAAAAGAAGCAUUGGAAGAGAGUAGCGCUCCAAACGUGCGAGGACGGCCUGCAGGAUCAGCUCACGCAUCUCAUUUUCCACCGUGACCUUCAGAAGCGGACAAUCAAACUCGAGAAAUCUCUCAAAGUAGCAAAGAGGCAGCAGCAUGAUUUCUCCCACGUCAGCCUCGCGAAGCCAGCAGAACGAACAUUCGAAGGAAUCCGUAUCGAGCGGCCACCAUCGUUGAUAAGGCGCCGCAGUAGUGAUCAAAACAUCAAAUCUGACAGGCGCGGUGCAAAAACUAUUUGGCUUGAUCCGGCGCUAACCGAAGUCGAGGGCGAAUGUAGCGUCGAAGAGAUGUGUCUUUCGUCAUAUCGUGCACUUGGCUGGAAAGGCUACCACAGCGAAGGACGAAUCCUGCGUACGCUGUUCGCCUACCUCUUCUACGACGUCCUCUUUCUCUAUAUUCCAAACAUUUUUCAAACGCCCUUCCAAACUUGUCCACUCGACUUGCACACCGACGCCUUCUAUCCCUCGCGCAUUUCAGAAGUCAACUUGCGUCUGAACGAAAUCAGCAAUGGGUCCGCUGGCUCGCUUAUUCGCGGGGUCUGGGACGAACAUCACGAAAGGCAGACGUGCGUCGUAGGUCUGGACUGGUCGUACGCGCUCGACGAUCUCCUCGAGAUAGCUGCCUGCUUCCCACCUGCUGCUUUGAGCACGGUCAUGAAAGUCAUGUCUCAAGAAUAUGCGCAGCGCGGUGGAGGUGUACCUGAUCUUUUUCUUUGGCGGAACAAUACCGAUGGUAUUCCGGGCGAAGUCAUGUUCUCUGAAGUCAAAAGCGAGAACGAUCGUUUGAGCGAUACUCAAAGGAUGUGGAUUGACGUGCUGUCAGGAGCGGGUGUCAACGUUGAGUUGUGUCAUGCUGUAGCAAGCGAAGUAGGAGUACGAGCGGCUUAG
Messenger RNA from Dissoconium aciculare CBS 342.82, 2628 nucleotides. RefSeq lists its product as uncharacterized. The record is from RefSeq and is a predicted model, not a curated record. Gene Ontology annotation, cellular component: nucleus. Bases 37 to 2628 code for a protein of 863 amino acids. Lineage: Eukaryota; Fungi; Ascomycota; Dothideomycetes; Mycosphaerellales; Dissoconiaceae. The transcript is spliced from 2 exons. Gene Ontology annotation, molecular function: 5'-flap endonuclease activity; 5'-3' exonuclease activity; flap-structured DNA binding. Gene Ontology annotation, biological process: interstrand cross-link repair.